Trachemys scripta elegans is the source of this 959-nucleotide messenger RNA. It is a transcript of the gene PITX3, whose product is annotated as paired like homeodomain 3. The transcript has 3 exons. The coding region runs from base 1 to 879 and encodes 292 amino acids. Lineage: Eukaryota; Metazoa; Chordata; Testudines; Emydidae. Gene Ontology annotation, molecular function: DNA-binding transcription factor activity, RNA polymerase II-specific; RNA polymerase II cis-regulatory region sequence-specific DNA binding. Gene Ontology annotation, cellular component: nucleus. Gene Ontology annotation, biological process: anatomical structure morphogenesis; regulation of transcription by RNA polymerase II. The record is from RefSeq and is a predicted model, not a curated record.
AUGGAUUUCAACCUGCUGACGGACUCAGAAGCUCGCAGCCCUGCUCUGUCCCUCUCGGAUUCUGGGACCCCUCAACACGAACACAGCUGCAAGGGGCAGGACCAUAGUGACACAGAGAAGUCCCAGCAGAACCAGACUGAUGACUCCAACCCCGAGGACGGCUCCCUGAAGAAGAAGCAGCGGAGGCAGCGGACUCACUUUACCAGCCAGCAGCUCCAGGAACUGGAAGCUACCUUCCAGAGGAACCGCUACCCAGACAUGAGCACCAGGGAGGAGAUAGCAGUCUGGACCAACCUGACCGAGGCACGAGUCCGGGUCUGGUUUAAGAACCGCAGAGCCAAGUGGAGGAAACGAGAAAGGAACCAGCAGGCAGAGCUUUGUAAGAACAGUUUUGGAGCUCAGUUCAAUGGACUGAUGCAGCCUUAUGAUGACAUGUAUUCCGGCUAUUCGUAUAACAACUGGGCUACCAAAGGGCUUGCUACCAGCCCCCUGUCAGCCAAGAGCUUCCCCUUCUUCAACUCCAUGAAUGUCAGCCCCCUCUCCUCCCAGCCCAUGUUCUCCCCUCCCAGUUCCAUUGCUUCCAUGACCAUGCCUUCCUCCAUGGUCCCCUCAGCAGUGACUGGCGUGCCAGGAUCCAGCCUCAACAACCUGGGAAACAUCAACAACCUCAACAGCCCAAGCCUCAACUCUGCCGUUUCAUCCAGUGCCUGCCCUUAUGCCUCCACCGCCAGCCCCUACAUGUACAGGGACACGUGCAACUCUAGCCUGGCCAGCUUGAGGCUGAAGGCCAAGCAGCAUGCCAACUUCACCUACCCAGCGGUUCAGACGGCAGCUUCCAACCUGAGCCCCUGCCAAUAUGCCGUGGACAGGCCCGUAUGAAGGGCCACCUUCCACCAACCAGGGACUCGACCUUAGCCUGAUGAAAGGAGACCUUUAGCCCUACAACAGCGUACGCCCUG